Apaloderma vittatum (bar-tailed trogon) is the source of this 3396-nucleotide messenger RNA. Its product is annotated as LIM domain only protein 7-like. The annotation marks the transcript as partial. The transcript has 16 exons. NCBI's taxonomy places the organism in Eukaryota, Metazoa, Chordata, Aves, Trogoniformes, Trogonidae. The record is from RefSeq and is a predicted model, not a curated record. Gene Ontology annotation, biological process: regulation of signaling; regulation of cell adhesion.
ACUGGGAAAAGCUUUGGAACCAAAGACUUCCGAGCAGCUCUAGAAAAUGGAGUUCUGCUGUGCGAUUUGAUUAACAAGAUCAAACCUGGCAUCAUUAAGAAGAUCAAUCGUCUGUCAACUCCAAUAGCUGGCUUGGAUAAUAUAAAUGUUUUUCUGAAAGCGUGUGAAAAUAUUGGACUGAAAGAAGCUCAGCUUUUUCACCCAGGAGAUCUUCAGGAUUUGUCCAAUCGAGUUACAGUCAAACCGGAGGAAACCAACAGAAGAGUGAAAAAUGUUUUGAUUACAUUAUAUUGGCUUGGAAGAAAAGCUCAAAGUAACCCUCAUUAUAAUGGUCCAUACCUCAGUCUUAAAGCAUUUGAGAAGUUAUUAGGGCAAGCAUUGACUAAGGCGCUUGAAGAGUCCAGCCACCUGAACAGAAGUGGCAGAGAUAGUGGGUACGGUGAUAUUUGGUACGUUGACCGAGGAGAGCCCUUUUCAUCUUCAGCUAGCCAUAAAAGAGAGGAUUCCUUUGAUAGCUUGGACUCUCUUGGUUCAAGAUCCUCCACAAGCUUUUCUUCAGAUAUAACCUUGAAAGGUGGCAGUGAAGGUUGUGACAGUGACACAGACUCAGAACUGCCUUUCAAAAUGCAUGACUCCCAUAAGGACGACAGGUCUUACCGUAGGAUUUCUGUGAUUGAACCGAAACCUACCACUGACUUCAAUCGCUUCUUACCCAACAAGAACAAGCAGACGGCGUAUGUGCCGGCGCCCUUAAGGAAGAAGAGGACAGAGAAGAACGAGGACAACAGGAGGAGCUGGGCAAGUCCCAUCACAGAGUCCGAUGGAACAUUUUCAAGUGGACGUGAAAGGAAUCCAGUAGCUUCCUGCCAAAAUAGCAGAGCAGAGUGUGGGCUCACAAAUCCAGCUUCCCUCCAGAUGAUCUAUGAGUAUGACAGUGGCUCUGAUUCAGAAGAUGAAAGAAGGCUGCCCGACGUGGUUAUGGAUGACUUAGCAAAACGUAGAUUUCUAGUCAAAAAGAGCCCUGUAAGCUCUGCUGCACCUGGACAUCAUUUCAUGUUGCACAAUGACUCUCCUAAAUCUUGCUCACAAGACAGUUAUCCAGCUGGUCCUCUAGCUGCAAUGCUUGAACCACUGAGUAACCAGAGGAGGCAGAGGCAGUUGGAUACUAAAGAUGAAAAAAACCCAAGAGUUAAAAUUCCUUCAGAAUUAUCUGGGUAUUUUGAUGAGGACGAGGAAGAAGAAGUAGGCAUCCCAAACAUUGAAAAAGAUGAUCUCUAUUUACGCAAGCUAAGUUCUUCAGCGGCCAGUACAGUUGUUGCUUUUGACAAAUUUCUCCCUAAGUUUUGGACUCCAGAAGAAGAAUUGCUAUGGAAAAAAAUCAGAAAAUCCUCUUUCAAACCCUGGUAUAAAGAGAUUCAAGGGUUCAGUAGAAAGAAAUCAGAUUCUGAGGAUGAGGAAUUUGCUUACAAACAAAGCUCUGCCAUUGUUGCUAAUCAGCCAAGACUGGGUUUUGACUGGAACAGCAGUUGCAGAAGGGACCAGAACUAUAAGCCAACUUCUGAAUAUAUGGGAAGCUCAUUGUCACAGAUUGCAGAAGGAAAAAUCUUGGAAGCUUCUGAUCAGCCCAGUCAGUUUUCGUUACUUCAGGCCCUGCAAAAAUACUCUGACUACUUGUCUUCUGAAACGAAGACUAAAAUUGAUCCUACUUCCGGCCCUAGGCUCAUAAAAUGUAGAAAGAAUAUUUCCUUUGUACCAGGAUGCAAGCAAGGAGAUGCGGAAAAUGGAUAUCUGUAUCCGGAUUUAGAGAACGAUGACUUAUUUGUUCGGAAAACUGGGGCUUUCCAUGUGAAUCCAGUUGUUUUCCAAGACCCCCGCUAUUUAAGAAAGUUCUCUGAGCAGGAGCCUUCCCUAGAGGGUGAGAUAAUUCUGCAACCCAGAGAGGGCCAACCUGUGAUUCCAGAUUUGGAAAAGGAUGACAUGAUUUUACGUAAAAUCCUCUCUCAGAAGAAAGAGGUGCCUUUAUCGGGUGCUCCAGAUAAAUAUCACGCGGCACUCUUUCCUGAUCCAUGGAGUCUUCCAGAGGAGAUACGGUCCAAAUUUCUAUGUUUACUUGAAAAAAAUGCAACACCGGAGGAAAGAAAGAGCAACGGCAGAGUCCUGUCGCCCUCUUCCCACCAUAAGAAGGACGAUAUGUUGACCCGCAAGAUUGAAUCUUGGAAGGUGGGAAGCAACGUCCAGCCAGUAAAUUUCAUCCCGGGUCCAUGCAGUGAAGAAGACUGGAAGAAGUGGGAAGCAAUCAGGGAAGCCAGCAAAGUUAGACACAAGAAACGGCAAAUGGUGGAGAGACUGUUUCAAAAGCUUUCUGAUGAGCAAGGGAGUAAAUCACUGAACGAUGUCAGCGCAGAGGAGCUGCAGUCAUUGCGCAAAAUCCGUUAUGAAGAGCUACAAAGGAUAAAAGAGCAGUUACAAGAACAAGAUCUAAAGUGGCAAGAAGAUCUAGCAAAAUGGAAGAAUCGUAGAAAGAGCUUCACUUCCGAAUUACAAAAGAAAAAGGAGGAGAGGGAAGAAAUAGAAAGGAGAGCCUCUGAAGUGUCUGAAAGGAGAACCAAGUCACUGAAAGAAAUGCAAGAGGAGAGGGAGGACAGAGAUGAAGACUCCUACCGGCAGAGAAAACAUGAACACAUGUGGAGGUAUUCACUGAAUGAUGAUGUGUUUAGUGAAGAAAAAGCACCUACCACACGGUCAUCAGCAAAGGAUUACCUUUUGGAAGAAGAUACCUCCUACACCACUAAGGACAGCAGAAGCGCAAAUGCCUCGCAACCGCACCAGGAGAACCUGCCUGAGAGCUCGACUCGUGAAGUUCCUGUUCCGCCAAAGAGCUUGGCAGAGGAGCAGAGCUCAGCUCUUUUGUCUACCCGCUACCCGGCAAACGCUCAAACUGGGUCAGCUCAGGUUUCAGCUUCUCUCCCGAGAAGUUACCAGAAAACCGAUACCUCUAGGUUAACAUCUGUGGUUACACCAAGACCUUUUGGUGUCCACUCAAGAGGAAUCUCGUCACUUCCACGGUCGUUCACGAUGGAUGAUACCCAGAAAUAUAACGGCGAAGUAGAAAAAGCUAAAAGAACUCAAACUUUGUUCACUAGCAGUUCGUUUUCACAACCAGACUCUGCACACCCCUUCUCUACUAGUACAUUCAGAAACAAAGGUGAGGAGGAGGAAAAAGAAGGUGUUCAGUCAACACCUCCUCAUGGUUUUGCAUUACCUGUAAAAUCCCAAGACCAAGAUGCUGGAAGCAGUGUUCUUAAACCAGAAUAUUGCUCUCCUCCUGAUUCUCUUUCACUUGCAUCUUCUGCAGAAAAUGUGAGUCUGCCAGAGCCUGAGGAUUCAAAAUCCUUG